Molecule: messenger RNA, 3492 nt
Organism: Aedes albopictus (Asian tiger mosquito)
Lineage: Eukaryota; Metazoa; Arthropoda; Insecta; Diptera; Culicidae
Exons: 3
Coding region: 1-3492 (1163 amino acids)
Molecular function (GO): nucleic acid binding
Source: RefSeq, a predicted model, not a curated record
AUGGUCGAAUGCUUGGUGAUUCCCAAGGUGACAGGAGCCAUCCCCACAACCCAACUGGAUAUCUCGAAGUGGCCGAUUCCGACAUCCGUGUUUCUGGCUGAUCCCGAGUUCAAUACGCCUGGCCAAAUCGAUAUGCUGCUUGGCGUAUCCCAUUUCCUCCGACUGCUCAAAUUGGGAAGAAUCCAGCUGCGAGAGGACUUGCCCGACCUCCAGGAGACGCAAUUUGGAUGGGUGGUCGCUGGUGACGUCGAGGAAGAACAGAACGAUCAGCAGUGCUAUGUAUCCUCAGCCAGCACACUCUCCGAGACCAUGAAAAGGUUUUGGGAAGUCGAAGAAGUCAACGAUGCUGAUCAACCUACGGACCAGGAGGAAUGCGAAAAGAAGUUUCUGGAUACCCACUAUCGAGACGUGGACGGCAGAUAUGUUGUGUCGCUGCCUUUCCGAGAAUAUCCUCCCCAGCUGAAGGACAACCGAGAGUUAGCCCUGCGUCGCUUCUUUUCCCUUGAAAGGCGGAUGAAGAAGGAUCCUGCUCUCAAACUCCAGUACAGCAAGUUCAUCGACGACUAUGAAGCCCUGGGACACUGCCGAAAGAUCAUCGAGGAUUGCGAUGCACCGAGUCAACCCCGGUACUACAUGCCCCAUCAUGCGGUACUGCGUCCAUCGAGCUCCAGUACAAAGCUUCGUGUGGUGUUCGAUGCAUCAGCCAAGGCUUCGCCAUCUGACGUUGCUCUCAAUCAAGCUCUUCUGGUGGGAGCAACAGUGCAGAACGACAUCUUCGUGAUCCUCGAUCGCUUCCGGAAGCACUUCGUUGUGUUCACGGCUGAUAUUUCGAAGAUGUAUCGGCAGAUUAAGGUAGUUCCAGCCCAUUCGUGCUUCCAAAGGAUCUUCUGGCGAGAUGAUCCUGCGCAACCUCUUCGGGUACUGGAGUUGACAACGGUGACGUAUGGAACAGCGUGCGCUUCAUUCCUCGCGACAAGGUGUUUGUUGCAGCUGAGUAUCGACGAGGCCGACUCCUUUCCCAUCGCUGCGAACAUCAUCCGAGAAGAUUGCUACGUCGACGACAUCUUAUCUGGAGCUGAUACCGUAGCCGAAGCCAUCGAAUGCCAGACCCAGCUUAUUGGAAUGCUGAAAUCCGCUGGGUUCCCUGUCCAUAAGUGGAGCUCCAACUCUCCGAAGCUACUUGAAUGCAUCCCUGAAUCAGAUCGUGAGGAGUUGCUGAAUCUGACAGACGGCUGCGAAGGAGUCAUGAAAACUCUAGGUUUGACCUGGAGUCCGCAGCGGGAUGAGUUUGCAUUCGUCGCUAACCAUCUUGCUAACGAAUCCAAACCACCGACCAAGCGAUCUGUCCUUUCCGAAAUCAGCAAGCUGUUUGAUCCGAUUGGUCUUCUAUCCCCGGUAAUCAUUAUCGCCAAACUCAUCAUGCAGAGGAUUUGGCUAGCAGGAGUUCCGUGGGAUGCGAAACUGGAGGUAAGUAGCAUCAGAAUUCCUCGGUGUGUCGUAACACCGAACUACAUCGCUGUUGAGGUGCAUGGCUUCUCGGAUGCAUCGAAACUGGCAUAUGGAGCAGCGGUGUAUCUGCGCAGCAUUUUCCCUGACGGAUCCGCAAGUCUAAGCUUGCUGUGCAGCAAAUCGAAGGUGGCUCCUACAAAGCAAGUCACCAUUCCCCGUAUGGAGCUGCUGGGAGCGUUUCUCCUGGCUCGACUGGUUUCCAAGGUCCUCGGAUCGCUCGACUUGAAGGUGGACAAUACCAUUCUCUGGACGGACAGCCAGAUAGUCCUCGCUUGGCUGAAGAAACCACUGACAUCCCUUCAAGUGUUCGUUCGGAAUCGUAUCGGGAAAAUACAGGAGCUCGCCGGCCCGCUGAGUGCGCAAUGGAAGUACAUCUCAACGAAAGAAAAUCCGGCAGACAUCGUGUCACGAGGACAACUACCAGAAGCAUUGCGUACCAACGAUCUGUGGUGGACGGGACCCAAGUUUCUGCAGAGUGUAGAGUACGAGGCGGAGAUCCCAGCAGAUCUGCCUGACGAUGUCAUCCCGGAGAUUAGAGCAACACCGAUCAUCGCAGCGUUGGCCAUCAACCAAGAUGAACUGCCUGUGUUUUCGAAGUACAGCUCAUUUCGGAAACUACAGCGCGUGACUGCUCUAGUUCAGCGAUUUAUUCGGAACUGCCGAAUAAAGAACGCCUCACAGCGCGUUACCAGUCAUCGUCCAACGAUUCCAGAGUUACGAGAGUCUCUGGAACUCAUCGUGAAGGUUAUCCAGCAUGAGACGCUAGCGGAUGAAAUUCAUCGCAUGGACGCCAACGAGCCGUGCAAGCGGAUCUACGCGCUGCAUCCCAUCUACUGCAACGGAGUUCUACGAGUCGGAGGGAGACUUCAGCAUUCGAAGCUUCCAUUCGCCAGCAAACAUCAGUUCGUGUUACCAAAGCAUCCGAUCACCGAUCUCAUCAUCAAGGCCUACCACGAGGAGCUAAUGCACAUCGGUCCCUCUGGUCUACUGGCGGCCCUUCGUUUGAAGUUUUGGCUGCUAGACGGACGAUCAUCCGUACGGAAGAUUACGAGAUCCUGCGUCCACUGUUUUCGUUCCAGACCAAAGGGUUCCAGCCAACUAAUGGGAAGCCUGCCGUCCUGCCGAGUGACCCAAGCACAUCCAUUCGAAAGGACUGGCGUAGACUACGCAGGCCCGGUACUGGUCAAGGAGGGCCGGUACAAACCACGACUUGUGAAGGCCUACAUUGCCGUAUUUGUUUGCAUGGCAACAAAGGCGGUUCAUCUGGAGUUGGUCUCCGACAUGACCAGCGAGGCCUUCUUAGCAGCAUUCCACCGGUUUACCAGUCGGCGUGGCUUGAGCAAGGAAGUAUAUUCCGAUAAUGGGCAUCUGAAGCGAACUUUGAGAGAUGCCAAGCUGACUUUUGAGGAAUACGCUACGGUAUUAACGCAGGUGGAGGCGAUCCUCAAUUCUCGACCUCUUUUCUCCAUGUCUGCCGACCCGUCCGAUCCAGAAGUGAUAACUCCUGGUCACUUUCUCGUUGGACGUCCUCUCAUCGCCACCCCAGAGCCUACCUACGACGAUGUACCAUUGAAUCGAUUGUCCCGAUGGCAAUAUUUGCAGCAUCUUCGCGAGCAAUUUUGGAGACAGUGGAGAAAGGAUUACCUACUGAGUCUGCAACCUCGAACGAAGAACCAACAAACGAGUCCGAAUAUUCGUCCUGGAAUGAUCGUUUUGGUUGAGGAGAAAGAUCUGCCAUCUCAAAGCUGGAGACUUGGUAGAAUAACCAACGUGUACCCUGGAUCGGACAAUCUUGUGCGAGCUGUCGACGUGAGGAUUGGCGGAACAACAUACCGACGAGCCAUUUCCAAACUCUCCAUUCUGCCGAUCGAAGACAACUGCAAUCCACAUUGCAGUGCUUCAGAUGACUUCCAGCCCGGGGGUGCAUGUUCGCUACCGACAAACACACCGUGGCGGAAGAAGCAGUAUACCCGGUGUCUGUAG